Molecule: messenger RNA, 1816 nt
Organism: Chenopodium quinoa (quinoa)
Lineage: Eukaryota; Viridiplantae; Streptophyta; Magnoliopsida; Caryophyllales; Amaranthaceae
Exons: 3
Coding region: 767-1579 (270 amino acids)
Source: RefSeq, a predicted model, not a curated record
GGUAGACCAUCUCCGUUUCAAUGAGCGCGUUUGACUAAUUUGGGUAUAAAUAAAAAUUGAAGCUGACAGAUCCAUGAAAUUAAUACAAAGAGAAAUACAAGGAAAUAAUCCUUAAGUUUGGAAAUUAAAAAGCUUGUUCGUAAUAUUCUUACCUUCCUUCAGAUCGAAUCAAUCAGAUUUGGAUACAAUUUGUGCCACAAUACCUCAAGCUAAAGGAAUAUGCUACCUUUCGAGAGAAAACUAACUGCCUAAGUGCCUAAAACUACUCUGGCCAGAAGUUGUGACACUUAGUUUCUUAUAACAGGGAGUUGGAACUUAUAUUAGGUUUGUUGCAUUUAGAGGUUUACUUGUCCCGAGGGGGGAUCGAAGAGCAUCGGAGCACAAUGCCUUCGGUGCCCACUACACUUCCUAUUGUACCUUCCAUUUUGUUGGCUACUUCUUUGCGUAGUUUAUUAUGUUCCCAUCGUCUGAAACAUCUUGAAAAAAGUGAUCGGCGUGGUAAUCUUAGUUAACAUUAGGUUAUUUCUGUUUUUCGCUUAUUAGUGACCAUCUCUGUCUUCCCUUCCUCGUGUUUCUUGGUUUUCCUCUUAUUAAACUGCUCACACCUUGUAGAGAGAUAAAAGGGAUUGCUCUAUAGAAGGUAGUUGAUCUCUGCUAUAGUCAUUACAAUUGUCUUUGGAGACAUUUGUUAAUCUGAUUGUGUUGUGCAAUAUUGUGAUUUUUUGGCUCUGCAAAAUUGAGUCUGCAAUUCUCUUGUUCUUAUUCGAUGGGCAGCGUCCAUGCAUAUGAUAGUGGCACUGAUGAUCAUGAGCAAUCUUCUGCCAUGAAAGUGCAGCAUGCCUGCAGUGGUACUACAGUAGACACACUGCAGAAACUUGAAAAUGCAUUUCAUGAUAAUCUGCUAGUGAACAGUGAGAAUUUGGAUACUGGCAUUCUGCCAUCUGAUGAUAAUGGCAGCAGCAGUAGUAGUAGUCUGGAAGAUAAAGACACAGGAUCUGGUGAUUUUGACUCAGAUCUGGAGGGCUCCAUUGCAACAUCUAGUAAGUGCUUGCACAAGUGUGCUACUUUUCCUGUUGCUGUCAAGGAGGAAGCGACACUUGAUUUUCAGCCUGAAAGUAAAUCUUGCUUGCGCUCACUGUCUCUUCCAACUGAAAGCAAGCUUGUCUCUGCCCUCAAGGGUAGCCGUGAGAAGAUAGGUGUGCCUCCAAGGAAGCUGAGUGUAUCUUGGGCUCCUGACGUAUAUGAUCCACCACCAACUUCGUUGUCUCACUACCCAAAGAAAAAGAAUCAGCAGCAGUCCAAGAGCAGUAAGAAACAUGGAAAGGGAAAGCAAAAGAGCAAGAGUGUGCGUGGGGGAGGAAGUGCAACUAAAGACAAGAAGCAUUACCGCAAGUCGGGAGGAAGAUCUGACCGGUGUUUGGAUUCCUUUGCAGAUACUGAUAGGGUACUAUCAUCAAACAGUUACAAAUCUCUAGAUCUGCUGGAUUUCGAUGAGGAUAUUGAUAUUGGUAGCCCUGAUUCCAACUGUUCUAGCAGCUUUCUGGGGCAAGCUGGUGGUACCAUGCACUGUGUUUGCUGAGGCUAUGUUGGCUGGUCACGAGGAUUUUGCCACCAGUUUCACAUCAACUAUCAAUGUAAAUAAAUAAGUUGGGGACAUUUUCGAGGCUUUUUUAUUUGCUUUGUUUAGCUACUUUGUUGUUUUCUUCUCCUAAGACGCCUAUGCUUGAACUGUGAGUGUGUGUUGGCUGACAAUAUACUAUGUGGAUUGGUUGUUAAUAUUAUCUGGGUUGAAGUGUCAUAUGCAUUGUUUUCUGCA